AUGGCUUCUGCUGAGUCUCCAGUCGCUGCGAAUCACAUUGACGAUGCUGCUCUGGCCGAGUCCAUGAACCAGCUCAAUGUUGGCGAUAGAGAGAAUGAACCGCCCAAGACCGAGGAAGAAUACGCGCAAUCGCAAUUGACACUCAGGGCCAUUGUCUCGACCAAAGAAGCGGGUGUCAUCAUUGGCAAAGCGGGGAAGAAUGUUGCCGAUCUACGAGAAGAAACCGGUGUCAAGGCAGGAGUUAGCAAGGUGGUACCAGGUGUCCACGAUCGUGUCUUGACCGUCACAGGCCCUCUUUCGGGAAUAGCAAAGGCAUAUGCUCUGGUGGCCAAGGGCCUCCUUGAGGGCGCACCCCAGAUGGGCAUGGGAGGAGUCGUCCAAAAUAUUGGCACUCAUCCCAUCCGUCUCCUGAUCUCCCAUAACCAGAUGGGCACCAUAAUCGGCCGGGCAGGAUUGAAGAUCAAGCACAUCCAGGACGUAUCUGGUGUUCGCAUGGUUGCGCAGAAAGAAAUGUUGCCCCAGUCCACCGAGCGCAUUGUUGAGGUACAAGGCACACCGGAGGGUAUUGACAAAGCUAUCUGGGAAAUUGGAAAGUGCCUGGUCGACGACUGGCAGCGUGGUACUGGGACAGUCCUGUACAAUCCCGCUGUUCGAGUCCAGGUCGGGUCUGGGCCCCUACCUCCUGCUGUGGGCGGUGGAAUGACGAGUGGCAAUUAUGGCGGCGGUCGGUCAUACAACCGCACUGGCAACGGCGCCGACUUCAGCGAAUCGCGAAGCUACAACCGCAGCAACGAUGUACCACGCGGCGGUGGUGUCCCUAUGGUGACCGAGGACGGAGAGGAAGUCCAGACCCAGAAUAUCAGCAUCCCGGCCGAUAUGGUCGGCUGCAUCAUCGGACGUGGUGGUUCCAAGAUUAGCGAAAUCCGAAAGAGCUCAGGGGCCAGAAUUUCAAUUGCAAAGGCGCCGCACGACGACACCGGUGAGAGAAUGUUCACCAUCAUGGGAAGUGCCAGCGCCAACGAGAAAGCCUUGUAUCUUCUGUAUGAAAAUUUGGAGGCCGAAAAGGGACGCAGACAACAGGUCUCGUCGGAGUGA
This is a messenger RNA of Rhinocladiella mackenziei CBS 650.93, 1095 nucleotides long. RefSeq lists its product as uncharacterized. Bases 1 to 1095 code for a protein of 364 amino acids. NCBI's taxonomy places the organism in Eukaryota, Fungi, Ascomycota, Eurotiomycetes, Chaetothyriales, Herpotrichiellaceae. Gene Ontology annotation, molecular function: mRNA 3'-UTR AU-rich region binding. Gene Ontology annotation, biological process: 3'-UTR-mediated mRNA stabilization. The transcript is spliced from 2 exons. The record is from RefSeq and is a predicted model, not a curated record. Gene Ontology annotation, cellular component: cytoplasm; nucleus.